GUCGUUCGGGCAGAACUAUCCAGAGGUAAGUCAUUCCAAUCUUGUUCUACCUGUUACUUGUCUUUAACAUUUGAGUCAUUUAGCAGACGCUCUUAUCCAGAGCGACUUCCAGUAUUGAGUACAUACAUUUUCGUACUUUUUUCAUACUUUCAUACUUGUCAACACGUCUCUCUCACACACCCCUCUCCCACACAGACAGUGGAUGGCUAUGCCUUAAUGCUUACUCAAGUCCUUAGAAUAGAACAUUGAUUUAUACAUCUGUGUCUGUGAGUGUCUUCACAUACAGUUGCUAUCUCAUUGACAGGAGGCAGAUGGCACUCUGGACUGUAUCAGUAUGGCUCUCACAUGCACCUUUAACCGCUGGGGCACACUUCUGGCGGUGGGUUGCAACGACGGACGCAUCGUCAUUUGGGACUUCCUGACACGGGGCAUCGCCAAGAUCAUCAGCGCUCACAUUCAUCCAGUCUGCUCACUAUGGUGAGAAAGCAAACCACGGUCACAAGAAAGGGAAAACGCCAGCACACCAGGGUUGGAGUUAAUUCCAAUCAAUUCAGGAAGUACAUUGAAAUUCCAAUUCUCUUCAAUGCUUUUCAAUUAGGAAGAGUUGGAAUUGCAAUUUGGUUUACCUCAUGAAUUGAUUGCAAUUGAAAUGGAAUUGACCCCAACACUGUAGCACACACACUGUUCAGAAUCAGCAAACUAUGCUCGAAUGUUCUUCUUUUAUUUACUCAUAAACCCAUCAUUUGGGCCUGGAGCCCUUGUCAAAAGGUGUUGAUUGUGGUGAAUUGUUUUGAGUGUGGUUCUGAAUCUUAACUAUCCUAAACCUUUCCCUGUGUGUCUGCAGUUGGAGUCGAGACGGUCACAAGCUGGUGAGUGCGUCUACAGAUAACAUAGUGUCGCUAUGGGACGUCCUAACGGGAGACUGUGACCAGAGGUUCCGUUUCCCCUCGCCCAUCCUCAAACUGCAGUACCACCCCAGAGACCUGUGAGUUUAUCUAUAUCCAACUCAUCCUAUACCGCAGCCUGGUCUUAUCCUUUCUAACUCAUUAUAACUCCUGACCUCAUCCAUUGAACUACAGUUAGUACCACCGAUCCCACCCACCUGGGAGGAUAUCUAUACCCCAGCUCAAUAAAUACCUCGACCUUAGCUCAGCCUACACCUCAGCCUCUUAUGUUUCCUAAUUGAUUGUCACUCCUAACCUCAACCCUUAAACUGCGGUACCACUUCACAGACCUAUGAGUAUGUAUCUGAUACGGAAAAAUUGAAUAUCAGUGUGGAAAAAUAUGGAAAUCCCCCCCUUUAAAUCCCAAUCUAUCCCGUGUUUCAGUGACAAGGUCCUGGUGUGUCCUAUGAAGUCAGCUCCGGUGCUGCUGACCCUGUCCGACUCUAAACACGUGGUUCUGCCCGUGGAUGACGACUCUGACCUGAACGUGGUGGCGGCAUUCGACCGAAGGGGGGAGUACAUCUACACCGGCAACGCCAAGGGAAAGGUCAGAGGUCACUGGGGCCUGGGUUUAUUUAUUUGUGGCUCAGACGAUUUGCAAUAUUCUUUAUCUAUUUAGGACUUUGUAGGUUGUACAGUGCAUUCCGAAAGUAUUCAGACCCCUUGACUUUUUCCCCAUUUUGUUACGUUACAGCCUUAUUCUAAAAUGGAUUACAUUGUCCCCCCCCCACCCCCACCUCACCUGACCUCAUCAAGCUACACACAAUACUCAAUAAUGACAAAGCAAAAACUGUUUUUUAGAAAUGUUUGCAAAAAAUAAAACUGAAAUAUCACAGUUACAUAAGUAUUCAGACCCUUUACUCAGUACUUUGUGGAAACACCUUUGGCAGCGAUUACAGCCUCGAGUCUUCUUGGGUAUGACGCUACAAGCUUGGCACACCUAUAUUUGGGGAGUUUCUCCCAUUCUUCUCUGCAGAUCCUCUCAAGCUCUGUCAGGUUGGAUGGGGAGCAUCGCUGCACAGCAAUUUUCAGGUCACUGAAAACCUUUGUCCCAAAGCCACUCCUGCGUUGUCUUGGCUGUGUGCUUAGGGUCGUUGUCCUGUUGAAAGGUGAACCUUCGCCCCAGUCUGAGGUCCUGAGCACUCUGGAGCAGGUUGUCAUCAAGGAUCUCUGUACUUUGCUCCGUUCAUCUUUGUCUCAAUCCUGACUAGUCUCCCAGUCCCUGCCGCUGAAAAACAUCCCCACAGCAUGAUGCUGCCACCACCAUGCUUCACCAUAGAGAUGGUGCCAAGUUUCCUCCAGAUGUGAUGCAUGGCAUUCAGGCCAAAGAGUUCAAUCUUGGUUUCAUCAGACCAGAGAAUCUUGUUUCUCAUGGUCUGAGAGUCCUUUAGGGGCCUUUUGGCAAACUCAUGUGCCUUUUACUAAGGAGUGACUUCCGUCUGGCCACUCUACCAUAAAGGCCUGAUUAGUGGAGUGCUGCAGAGAUGGUUGUCCUUCUGGAAGGUUCUCCCAUCUCCACAGACGAACUCUGGAGCUCUGUCAGUGUGACCAUCAGGUUCUUGAUCACCUCCCUGACCAAGGCCCUUCUCCCCCUAUUGCUCAGUUUGGCCGGGCGGCCAGCUCUAGUCUUGGUGGUUUGAAACUUCUUCCAUUUAAGAAUGAUGGAGGCCACUGUGUUCUUGGGGACCUUCAAUGCUGCAGCAUUUUUUGGUACCCUUCCCCAGAUCUGUGCCUCGACACAAUCCUGUCUCGGAGCUCUAUGGACAAUUCCUUCAACCUCAUGUCUUCGUUUUUGCUCUGACAUGCACUGUCAACUGUGGGACCUUAUAUAGACAGGUGUGUGCCUUUCCAAAUCAUGUCCAAUUAAUGGGAUUGACCACAGGUGGACUCCAAUCAAGUUGUAGAAGCAUCUCAAGGAUGAUCAAUGGAAACAGGAUGCACCUGAACUCAAUUUCGAGUCUCCUAGCAAAUGGUCUGAAUACUUAUGUGAAUAAGGUAUUUCUGUUUUUUGCAAUACAUUUGCAAACAUUUCUUAACCUGUUUUCGCUUUGUCAUUAUGGGGUGUUUUGUGUGGAUUGAUACAAAAAAAGAAGAUUGAAUUCAUUUUUGAAUAAGGCUGUAACGUAACAAAAUGUGGAAAAAGUCAAGGGGUCUGAAUACUUUCCAAAUGUAUUAUAUAUGUGUGUGAUGAUUGUUCUCACUGAUGUGACCCUGCAGAUUCUGGUGCUGAACACGGACACACAGGAUCUGGUGGCAUCGUUUCGGGUGACGACAGGGACCAGCAACACCACAGCCAUCAAGUCCAUAGAGUUUGCACGCAAGGGCAGGUGAGAGGACUUAGAGGGAACCAAUCAGCGUGUUGGUGAAGGCUGAAAGGCAAUAGGACUGUGUUUGUGUGGAAAAUCAUUCUGGUGCUUAGAAGGUUGUUGUGUGCCUCUUAUGGAGAAUAGUUAAUAGUUCCAUCAAAUGACUGAUCAUGAUCCACUCUGUCCUCUCUUCUCCUCCUCCCUCCAGUUGUUUCCUCAUCAACACAGCAGACAGAAUCAUCAGGGUGUAUGACGGGAGGGAGAUUCUCACAUGUGGGAGAGACGGGGAGCCAGAGCCAAUGCAAAAAUUACAGGACCUGGUCAACAGGUGAACACACACACACACCACACACAUGAACACGUUGAUACAUCGCUCUCCUCUUCUCUUUCCCUCUCAUCACUCCUUCUCUCCUUCCCCUCUCUCUGUAGGACUCCCUGGAAGCGGUGUUGUUUCUCUGGGGAUGGGGAGUACAUUGUGGCUGGUUCAGCCCGGCAGCAUGCUCUGUACAUCUGGGAGAAGAGCAUCGGUAACCUGGUGAAGAUCCUCCAUGGAACCAGAGGAGAACUCCUGCUGGAUGUGGCCGUAAGGAACCACCCAAAACCUUUCUUAUUCUAGCCCUCUUCCUCUCACUAGCUAAUUCUCUGGAGUUAUCUAUUUUUUGCCUCAUUUCUGGAGGAUGUGGUGCCUCUGUUUUGAAUUGUCUGGACUGGAGAGUCACAGAAUUAACAGUAACUCAUUGUGCUGAUGAACUUUGAACUAACCUUGUCCUGACCUAUGAACCUGACCUCUGCAGUGGCACCCUGUGCGGCCUAUCAUCGCCUCCAUUUCCAGCGGAGUGGUGUCCAUCUGGGCUCAGAACCAAGUGGUGAGUGACACACAAUACAGGUUUUACCUGAGUUCUUCACCCUGGAACUGGUCUUGGUGCUGGACCUUCUGUGAUUUGGCUACCUAGGUUUUGAUUUCAGAGAGUGAUUCCACUGCCUUUGCAAGACAACGAUGAAGCAAUGUUGAAUGCAGAAUCAUUCACGAGUCCACAAGAUUCCACAUAUUACCAGAAUUAUAAACAACAACUAUGUGUUCUGAUGAGGAUUGAUGUUAUUGUUGUGAAUCUGAUGGAAUGGGUUAGUUAAUUAACUCAACACUGUGUUUCUAUGUUCAGGAAAACUGGAGUGCGUUCGCCCCAGACUUCAAGGAGCUGGAUGAGAACGUGGAGUAUGAGGAGAGAGAGUCUGAGUUUGACAUAGAGGAUGAGGAUAAAAGUGAACCUGAACAGACAGGUAGAUGUGCAUGCACACGCACACACACGGGCACACACACACACAGGCACACACACGCACACACACAGGCACACACACACACACAGCCACGCACACACACAGGCACAUCCAUGCAUUGCGACUAGUCAGGGACUGAUUUGUGUGUGCGUCUCAGGUGCUGAUGCUGCGGAGGAUGAGGAGGUGGAUGUGACCUCUGUUGACCCCAUCGUAGCAUUCUGUAGCAGGUAAGUGUGUUUGAUGAUGAAGGUAGACAGGUGUUUCGAUGGGGACAGCCUUAUAGGCAUUGCAAAUGAAUAGAAGUCUAAUAGUAAUACAAUUAUAAUAUUGAUUGUGGUCUCUGAUUCCCCCCCUGUGUUAGUGAUGAGGAGCUGGAGGACUUCAAGGCCCUGCUCUACCUGCCCAUCGCUCCAGAGGUAGAGGACCCUGAGGAGAAUCCAUUUGGUCCCCCUCCGGAUGCAGCCGGCCAGACCACCCCCACAGAAGAUGGUUCAGCCCACACAGGGAGCGGGGACAAGAAGCGCCAGCCGUCCUCAGAGGGAGCUCCGCCCAAAAAGAAGGCUCGUACCACCACCAUCGAACUACAGGGGGUGCCUAGUGAUGGUGAGAGUCAGAGUAACACACAAUAUGAACACUUUACUUUUUAAUCAUGAAAUAGUACCCUGACCUGUGUAUUCUCCCCCUAUCCAAGAGGUGCACCCCUUACUGGGGGUGAAGGGAGACAGCAAGUCCAAGAAGAAGACGGCAGGGCGGCCAAAAGGCUCCAAAGGUAAAGAGAAAGACUUUCCCUUCAGGCCCAAACCCUACAGGGGGGACAGGGUCUACCCUGACGGAGCGGUAGCGGGAGGAGGAGCAGGAGGAGGAGGAGGAGGAGGGAUGAAGGGCAGAGCGGAGGGGGGCCUGACUGCAGCAGGUAAGCAUGCAAUAUGAUAUGACGCCACCAUGGGGAGCCAUGUUAAUCCUGCUAGCUACGACGCUUCACCAGCCCGCUGCUCCCCCGGCCCACCCCACAAACAGACAUUGACCCCAAAACCGACCCCCAACCCCUGCCCACCACAGCCUCACAACCCCCCCUCUAACUGCUGAUUGGGAACUGAUUCUGGGCCAGAAUAAUAACAAAAAAAUCCCAUCAAGAGAGACUCUCCCCGCAGUGAGGCGAGAGGGUUAGUUUUGAUUCUAGCUUCCUGGUUGUUGGGUUGGUUUGGUUUCCAACAUGACCGCCGGCCGGCUAGCUGGCUCUCUCCUGACCUGAGGCUGGUUUGUCUACUUGCUGCUUAGCCUUUCACCCUCCAGCUCCGCUCCGCUCCUGCCUCGCUCUCACCUGGGCUUGUGUGUCUGUAGGUUUGUGUCUUUGUUGAGUGUGUGUCUCUGUGUUUGGGUGUUUGUAUAUGUUGUGUAUAAUUGUGGAAUCAAGUUGUCUGCUUAAAGAUUAGUGAUGUUUGCUGUGCUUCGUUUUUAACAACUUUCAAAUCAUCCAGCCGGACCACAAUGCAAGACACUGAGAAAGGAGCAAAACUGAGCCGCCAUAGGCUGUGCUCAAAGGUCUACUCAUAUUUGUUUAUUUUACCCCCUUUUUCUCCCCAAUUUCGAUCUUGUCUCAUCGCUGCAACUUCCCAGCGGGCUUGGGAGAGACUAAGGUGGAUUCAUGCGUCCUCUGAAACAUGACCUGCCUAACCGCUCUCCUUAACACCCGCCAGCUUCACCCGGAAGCCAGCCGCACUGUGUCGGAGGAAACACUGUUCAACUGGCGACCAGGGUCAGCCUGCAGGCACCUGGCCCGCCACAAGGAGUCGCUAGAGCGCGAUGAGCCAAGUAAAGCCCCCCCCCCCCCCCCCCCCCCCCGGCUAAACCCUCCCCUAACCCGGAAGACGCUGGGCCAAUUGUGCGCCGUCCUAUGGGACUCCCGGCCACGGCCGGUUGUGGCACAGCCCGGGAAUGAACCCGGGUCUGUACGAACGCCUCUAGCACUGCGAUGCAGUGCCUUAGACCGCUGCGCCACUCGGGAGGCCUGAUCUACUCAUUUUUGAUUGAUCAAACACCUAAUGCAUUGCUGUCCAUCAUGACCUUGACACCAGGGCUGUUCCACCUCAAAAAGCGCAAGAAAGAGGAAUUCGACACCCACCAUCUGAUUGUUCUGAAAUCGUUUCCCCUGUUAGAAAUAAUAAUCCUGCAGCAUUAUUUUGUUGAAAUAUAAUUUGAAAUCUGAGAAAUUAAGCUAAUUGAUUGCAUCCAAAUUGCCCAUUUUUAAUUUAUAGGAUUCAUAUAAUAUUCAAUAACUAUAUUACAUAACAUCCGAUUUGGACCGAACAUUUUGCUAACAAUGAGUUAGACAUGAGGAAUCCAAAGGAAUGGUCAAAAGCCACCCACGAACCCCCCACAUCCCACACUAAUCCCACCCCACCAAUGAGUAUAUAGUAUUAGUUCUCUGUGUCUGACAAGUAGUAUGGAGCUGCGGCUCUGAGUAUUGUUUCUUCAUCUUAUGUAAUGUAUUCCCAGUAAAUUUGGUGAUGUUCUUUUUCCCCAGUUCAGAGAAAUUAGUCAUUGAAGUUGUUAGGUUUAUGUCCCAUCCUACAUCUAGAUAUUAUCAGAUUCUGACCACUAGGUGAAACAUGUUUGAACAUUCCCCCCUCAAUGUUGAAGGAAUAGUUCAUCCAAAUUACACAAUGACAUUGGCUUCCUUAGCCUGUAAGCAGUCUAUUGACAAGGUAUGACAGCAACCCAUGCAUUGGUUUUGUUGGCCACUUUUUCAAAUAUUUUUUUUUUUUGCAUCUAAUGCAAGUCAAUGGAACCUAUAUUAGCAUUUUUACGCUUCAUGUUUAAAUCAUCCUGAAGUCUCUAAAAAUGGAUUGUGUAACUCAAUACUGUUACUUAUAGAUGAUUUGGAUAUGAAGCGCAAAAAUGCUAAUAUAGGUACCAUUGACCUACAUUGGAUUUGUGCCACAAAUGCUAAAACAUUAGCAUUUGAAACAGUGGCCAGGUAAACAGAACCAAAGCAUGGGUUCUUUGGUUGCUGCCAUACCUUGUCCAUAGACUGCUGACUCUUCAGCUCCGCUAUACGCAUUGCUUUGCCUUACCAUCAGUGUCAUGUCAAUGUAACGUUUUUCCUGCUAUACAGAGCAGAGGGGGAGGAGCUUCUUUAUUCUAUUUUGCUUAAUAUUGUACCAUAUUCAUCAAUUAUACCUAAGUACAUUAGCUUUUGUCCAGUUUUUCUCAAGUACUCAUUAAAUUGGUGCCAUCCUCUAAUUUCACAAGUUGCUUUUGUUUUACGUUGUGAACCUAGCUUGUCAAUGUAGCUAGCUAGUAGCAGUAGUAGUAGCUUCUUGACUUCAUACAUCUUAGUACAAUAACCAGUGGUGUAUAGUCAAGGCCAUAUGCAACCAAAAUCAACUUUAUUUCUCAUUAUUUCAAUUCAAAGAUAGAAUGAACACGCAUGUCAGCCAUCAAGAAUUGAACGUUGGCGAUUCUUGAGCUUGGACGCUGCCUUGGACGUGACGCAACGCGAGCGCACCACGGGCAGUGAAGAAGCUUUCAAUGAAGCAUUUCCUCAACGGCUGAUAGCAAUGCCAGAUGGCUGAUAGCUAUAGUGUAGCAGGGUAAAUUGGGUGAACUAUCCCUUUAACAUUGAGGGGUGGGGGAGUCUUUAAAAAGAAAAUAACCUAAUAGCAGAAACAGCACUAUCUAGUGGUCAGACCUGGUAUUAUCAGGACAUAGGAUGGGACAUAAACCUAACAACUUCAAUGACUAAUUUCUCUGAACUGUGGAAGAAAAAAAACAUCCACUAAAUUCACUGAGAAUACAUUACAUAGGAUGAAGAAACAAUACUCCGAUCCGCAGCUCUAUACUACUUGUCAGACAUAGGGAACUGAUACUGAAUAUUCGUUGUUGGAUUGGGAUUAGUGUGGGGGUCCGUGGGUGGCAUUUGACUAUUUCUUUGGAUUCCUCGUGUUUUACUCAUUUACCACGUUUCCAUCCAGUUUUUACGAGCAAAGUCAUAUCGUAUUAAAAAUAAAUAAAAAUCGACAUGGUGGGAUCUUUUUGUCUGUAAAAAUAAUUAUGCGAGAAAUGGCGGUGGAAAUGCCUUUUAUACGCAAAUAUUGAUUUAAUAACCGUCAUAUCGAAGUAAACUUGGAGUCACGCGAUUUUAUGGUGUGUGGUCCUCCCACUACGACUCGGGAAAUCAUGCAGUUUAUUAGACUACAGAUUAAAUAAGUUAUGAUGAACUCACAGGAUGGUGAAAGUGCAUGGAAGAUCUUGAUGCUCCUUUCCAAUAAAUAUUGAGGGUCUUAUUCUGGUGACAUGAUGAUCGAUGCUUGACUGCCUUUGACAAAUAAAAAUAUUCUCGCUCGUAUCUGUAAUAAUCUCAUCAUGUAGACUAGCCUACACGCACAGCCUACCCGCAAGCUUUUGGCUAGAGCGCACGUGCCGAGACCAGAGUUGGGACAUUUGCUAUUUAACCCAACAGUUUUUGUGACAAAACUAUUGGUAGAGUUGAAAUGCGAUGGAAACACAGUGAACUUUAGAUUUGUAUUAUACUUAUAAAAGUACAUUUUGUGUUACCUACGUUGUCACACAUUGAUUAUUUUUACCUGCAACAAGUCCGUUUGGUGGAAACGCACCACUUUUUCUUUGUGGAUUUUAGAAUAUUCGCAUGAAAAUAUGUCGCCAAUGGAAACCAAGCUAGUGUUGGAAAAAAGUUUGGUCCAUAUCGCAUGUAAGGUACUAUAUUUAUUGAAUAUUAUGUGAAUGCUAUGAAUUAAAAUUGUUAAUUUGGGUUGCAAUCAAUUUGCUUAAUUUCUCAGAGAUCAAAUUAUAUUUCAACAAAAUAAGGUUGCAGGAAUGGUAAUCUUAUCUGUUUCGAACUACAGAAAUGAUUUUCAGAACAAUCUGAGAUGGUGGGUGUCAUGGUUUUCUAAAAUGACAUGGAAUGACCCACCAGGCUAUGCAUCGUGAUUUAAAAGGAGAAAUUGACUGUAUGCUGUUGGACAGUAAGGGAAUUUCUUAUUUUUAAUCACAUUUUACUUUCCAAUGCACCGCCCACCUCUCUUUUCAAGUUGCAUUUAAAAAAAAAUGAUUAUGCUAAGAGCCAUGAUAUACCUGAAAUGCCUCUGUAUUGAAUUCAGUGUUUAGUUCAUGUUGACCGACAAUACUGUCUGCUCUGGGGAAAGUUUGAAAUUCAUCUUGAUGCACAAAAAUUUCUGUACCUGGUAAGAUGGGCAACAUUUAAUGUGUUCAAGGACAUAAUCUCAGUGUAUCUCAGACGAGGUAUGUUGUGAGUUAUAAUAAUAGAUUUGUUGUAUAUAGCGCUUUUCAUUACAAAGACAAUCUCAAAGACUCUGUAAAAAUGAACAAAACAAAUGUAGAGAUCUGGAAGGUCUUGGGCAAUGGUCUUUCAUAGCUUCAGAUGAUAAGGUGUUGUUUAGCCAGGCAGUUCAGAAAGGCUGGGCAGUAGCUUAAUCGGAGGGAGCAUCGAUGGCACAGAGAGAGCAGUGUCGUUCAGUUACUUAGACAGGCCCGUAGCUCUUCAUCAAGUACCUCGUUCAUUUCUCCUCUGUAGGUAGGCUGGACAGUCCGCUACUAAAGUGUAGCACCCACCUGGGUAAUGCUUCGGCAGCUAUAAGCGCCAGAAAGACCACCGCACCUUGGCAGUAGUCAGCAAACAGUCCCCUAUGAGGUGGGCCUCUCUCAACCCCUCAAACUGUUGUCCACAUCGUUCAUGCAACCAGGGCAGGUGGAAAAGCUGGUGCUGGUGCAUCAUUCAAAUGGCUAGCCAAGCCAAAAAAACUGACUUGCCAAACUGACACCAAAUAUUAUAGCUCAGAAACACUCAAGAAGUAAUGGAAAGCAAAAAGUUGGUAUAAAAACAUUCUUGAAAUAACAUAUUUAGAGAUAUAUAUAUAUAUAGGAGCUCUCUGCCUAGGCUUCCUUACGGUGCCAUGGCAACCAUGUAAGUAUUCUAUUCAUGGAGUUCUCUAUUCUGUGUGAUAUUCUUGGUGUCUUUCCAACAGGGAGCCUGGUUUCACAGUCCUACAAGCAGCAUGAUAUCGGGGGACUGGACUGAGCCAGCACCAUCAUCAUCGCCCCCUGUGGUUCUGGAGGGGGAAGGACAGGCCUGUUUUUACACUCCUAAAAUCAAGACUCUUUUUGUGACAUCACUCAAGACUGUCAUUAUGACAUCACCCCCUCACCACAACCCCAAAAGACUCUCAUUAUGACAUCACAGCCUUCUAUCGCUCAGGCUGUUGACUUUCCCAACCGGCUGUCUCUCUCUAUCCUCUCUCUGUGCUGCUAUGGGUACCUGGAUUAUCUCCCUCCUAUCAAAGACUGCUGUAUGUGACCUGAUGAUGUCACAAGUUUUAGGUGAGAGUUCUGACUGGGAACUCCUGCAAUGUGGCAGAUUCACACUUUCUCAUUUUCACAUGUUUUGGAUGAGUAACAAACAAACUAAGAGAAGAGGGAAGCAACAGUCUAUAAUAGUAUAGGAUCACCUCUCUUCUCUCCUUCUCUGUCUGUCUUUUUCUCUGUAGGAUGACUGAUGUACAGAUACAAUACAGGAGUUAUUACAUGGAGUGUGUCCCAACUGGUCUGCUUUUAACUCCGUUUCUGGACAUAUUGUCUUUUUGUGUUUUUUUUAUUAAUACAUGUUAUUAAACCAUUUAGAUUUUUGUUGACUC
This is a messenger RNA of Coregonus sp. 'balchen', 11196 nucleotides long. Lineage: Eukaryota; Metazoa; Chordata; Actinopteri; Salmoniformes; Salmonidae. The record is from the annotation of a GenBank genome assembly.